ACUGGAGCGCAUUUCAUUGUCAAAUGUAACAGCGUACACCUAACAUUUAUACAGUGAGGACAUCUAACAUUUAUCAUAAUGGCUGCAAACACAGAUAAAUGGCUGACGGAUAUCCUUCAGGAAUACUCUACUCAAAAAUACUUCAUAGAGUACAAUGGGUUUAUGUCGAAUCACAUGGCGCAUGGCAUUGUCGCUUUGAAGGAUCUCGGAGCAUCCCAGAAGAAGAUUGCGGAGUUCGCUAUUUGGUGUGGUCAGGAUUUGGAGUCUCCUGACCACCCAGACCAUACAGAUGAAAAUCCCAACGUGCUUCCAGUUAGUGAGGAAUCACUUCAAGAACUUCGUGGAAAGAGAAUAUCUUUCUACGGAAUCAGAAACGCCUAUAUCGAUAAAUUGAAGGUGCAUGGGUCCCUCGAGGAUAUCAUUAAAGCCGAAUUUCCAAAACUGAUUCGAGGCUUGGGCUGUGUAGCCUUUCAUGGACUUAUUCAGCUAGGGUAUGGCUUUCACGUUAAACAUGGCACUGUGGUAUGUGAAGGGCUAGCAUAUCUACAUCACUCUUGUGCUGUACUUACAAUCGACGAUAGGAAGACUGAAAACAAUAUUGCAAACUUUGGUACAGGUGACAUGGCUAUAUUGGAUCUUCUACAAGAGAUGCGGGCUGACACAUCUCUUCGUCAGAACAUGUUGGAUGGGGCCUUGGUAAUCAAGAAAACUGGGAGAUUCUUAGGAAGUGGGUUUUCGAACAGAUUCUCUGCCCUGACAGAGAAUUGUGGAGACGUACUUCUUAAGUAUGCGAACAGAUUAAGAAUUCCACAAGCCACAAGCAGUUCAAAGGACGCAGAAUUUCUCCUCCGUCUCUCAGACUGGCUGAUUGACCAGGCUAUUGUAGUGUAUGCAAUAUCCGAAAGACCAAACGACUUUUUUCUCUUGCAUGGUGUGACGUCUUCGUGGUCGCUUCGACAGAUUAUCCCGUGUCUGAAUCCUGUAGACGCCAUGGACGCUCUGAGGACGUUUACAUGCUGUCUCCUAGCAACAUACCUGACCGUUGAUGCUCCUGCCCUGAUUCCAACCACUGUGGCGGCUACCGUCAAUGAAAACACAUGGCGCGAAAUAAUUGACACGCUACUUGCACGAGAUCUUGAUUCACAUGAGGAGCAUUUGCUUAAACUGGUUCAAGUCUGCUACUUACAGUGGAAAGUCUACAAAUGUUCUUCAAAUGCGGGACUUUAUGUAGAGGCUGCGAAAGCAUGCAUGAAUCACAAACUGGCAUUCUGCCGAUACCGAGAAGAUGUAAUGUUAGACUAAAUAUUUCUAUGUGAAAACCCCAAUCCAGUUCAAAAAGAAAAGUUAAGUAACACUUUAAAAAGUUUGUACAUUUCACUUCUAUUUUACAGAUUGCUGCACAUCUAUACAGCUCACUGUGUUAAAGGCAUGACUCACUAUCACAUAUAUAAUAAAACGUACAUACAUCAGACAUGAUAUUGUAAUCAAGGUGUUCGUAUACUAUGUGAUUAAUUGCGAUUUAUCUACAAGUAUUAAUCCUGAAGGUUUGUUUUAGCGAUACUAAUGACACAUACUGAAGUAAUAAAAUAUUGUCAGCUUGAUCGUGUUUAAUUCACUUUGG
This is a messenger RNA of Ylistrum balloti, 1621 nucleotides long. RefSeq lists its product as uncharacterized. The coding region runs from base 79 to 1302 and encodes 407 amino acids. NCBI's taxonomy places the organism in Eukaryota, Metazoa, Mollusca, Bivalvia, Pectinida, Pectinidae. The transcript is spliced from 2 exons. Gene Ontology annotation, molecular function: oxidoreductase activity. The record is from RefSeq and is a predicted model, not a curated record.